AUGGUUUUAUUUAAGAGACAUAACAACACUGAACAAGUGUCUUCAAACAUUUCAUUACAAGAGUUUGAAACCAAGACACCAUAUAAUGAUGACGAAGCUAUAUUAAAUGAUCAAGAAUCUGGAUCUGUUGAUGAUGAAAAAUUUGAUUCUCAAACAGGUUCUAAAAGAGCUUUGAAAAAUCGUCAUCUAUCAUUGAUUGCCCUUGCUGGUAUCAUUGGGCCUGGUAUUUUAGUUGGAGCUGGUAUUGCACUUAUAAAAGGUGGUCCAUUAGCUUUAUUAAUAGCUGUCUUGAUCAUUGGUGUCAUAGCAUAUUCCAUAAUGACUUCGAUUGGUGAGAUGGUUAGUGUUUAUCCCUCAGGGAAUGGGUUCACAACAUUGGCUAGAAGAUUCCAUAGUGAUUCAUUAGGUGCAGUAUCAGGUUAUUAUUAUGUUAUUGUUUGGUUUUGUGUUUUAAGUAAUGAAUAUAAUACUCUGAGCUCUAUAAUGACCUAUUGGGAUGAUGAAGGGAAAGUUCCAAUUUAUGGAUAUAUCUUAUUAUUUUGGUUUGGAUUUGAAAUUUUCCAGUUAUUAGGAGUUGAAGCAUUUGGAGAAUCUGAAUAUUGGUUAGCAUUAUUUAAAAUCUUGGGGUUAGUUGCGUAUUAUAUCUUUUCCAUUAUUUAUAUAAGUGGGGGGAUUAAAAACCGUCCAGCAUUUGGGUUCCAUUAUUGGAAUGAUCCAGGUGCCUUAACAAAUGGAUUCAGAGGUAUUGCCACAGUUUUCGUUUAUUUUUCAACUUUUUUCUCAGGUACUGAAGCCGUUGCAAUCACUGCAAAUGAAGCUAAAAAUCCAAAAGUUGCCAUUCCAAGAGCUGUUAGACAAACAACUUAUCGUAUAUUAUUUGUUUAUGUUGCCAUUGCAAUUUUUUAUGGAGUCACUGUCUCAUCAGAUGAUUCAUUAUUAAAAUCAGAUGAACGUGCAUUAAAAUCACCAAUUGGUAUAGCCAUAGUUAGGGCAGGUUGGGAGAAUGGUACACAUUUGGUUAAUGCUUUCAUAUUAGUGACAUGUUUAAGUGCAGUUAAUAGUUCCAUAUAUAUUGGGAGUCGUACAAUAACAAAUUUGGCUACUGAAGGGUUAGCACCUAAAUUUUUAGGAUGGAAAGAUAAAAGAGGUGUACCAAUAUUUUCUAUAACUUUGAUGAAUGCAUUGGGGUUAUUAUCAUUAAUGAAUGUCUCUACAGGUGCAGCAAAUGCAUAUAAUUAUAUCGUUAAUAUUAGUGGAGUUGCAGUCUUCAUAGUUUGGGGGAUAAUUUCAUAUACACAUAUUAGAGUGCGUCAAGCUUGGAAGAUCCAAGGUUAUGAUAUCAGUGAAUUACCAUAUAGAUCAAAUUUAUAUCCAUGGAUUGCAUAUUUUGGAUUAGGUGCUAAUGUUUUCUUAGCUUUGGUACAAGGUUGGACUUCAUUAUCACCAUUUGUUGCAGCUGAUUUUGUUGAUUCUUAUAUAUUAUUACCUUUCAGUUUUGUUGUUUAUGGUGUUGUUGCAUUGAUUAAGAAAAAUUGGAAACCUGUUGAUUUGGGGGAGAUUGAUUUAGAUGAAGGACGUAGAAGAGAUAUUGAUAUAGAAGAUGAAGAAGAAGAGUUGAAUGAACCAUGGUUUAAAAAAAUCUACAAGAAUCUAUAA
Hansenula anomala is the source of this 1656-nucleotide messenger RNA. RefSeq names its product Agp3p (gene AGP3). The transcript is spliced from 2 exons. The coding region runs from base 1 to 1656 and encodes 551 amino acids. Gene Ontology annotation, biological process: amino acid transmembrane transport. NCBI's taxonomy places the organism in Eukaryota, Fungi, Ascomycota, Saccharomycetes, Phaffomycetales, Wickerhamomycetaceae. The record is from RefSeq and is a predicted model, not a curated record. Gene Ontology annotation, cellular component: membrane. Gene Ontology annotation, molecular function: amino acid transmembrane transporter activity.